UUCAACAAAUCGCACCAACCCUUUUCACCACCCCCCCCAAAAAAACCACAGGCCUCUUGUAUCCUAAAUGGAUAGGAGGAUCGAAGCACACUACUACUGCGCUAGCUCCAUGUAUUAUUGCUUCAGCAACCCACAUUAUUCCGGGUUUCAUUUGAUGUCCUAAAAAAGCCGUUCCUUCCGUGGGGAGGGGGGGUGCUUAAUUAAUUUUCUCCUCCCCCUCUGGGGAAAUUAAAGAGUUUUUGGUUAACAUGGGUGAAGGCGAGAAGAAAGAGGUUGUGGUGGAGAAGAAGAAAGAAGAGGUGAUCACGAUUGUUUAUAGGCUUCACAUCCAUUGCGACGAAUGCGCCCGCGUAGUCGAGAGACACAUCACACAACACGAAGGGGUCCGCAAGGUUGAAAUCGACUCCGCGAAAGGACUAGUAACAGUUAGGGGUGUGGGCAUUGAUGUGACGAAGUUAAAGGAGCGAAUCGAGAGGAAGACCAGAAAGAAGAUCGAGCUUCUAUCACCCCUGCCAAAGAAAGAAGAGAAGAAAGAAGAGAAGAAAGUCGAAAAGAAAGAAGAGAAGAAAGUGGAGAUCAAGACCAUAAAUGUGAGGGUUUACAUGCACUGCGGACGAUGCGAGUCCUUCAUCAAAGAGCAGCUACUAAAGCACAAAGAUAUUUACACCGUUAAGACUAACCGGGAAAAGCAUAUUUGUACUAUCACGGGCGUAAUAGAGGAGAAGAAAUUGAUCGAGUACAUUCGGGCGACAACUCGCAAGCACGGGGAGAUUAUAAAGGAAGAGAAGAAGGUGGUGAAGGAAGAGGAGAAAGUAAAAGUGGAAGCGAAGGUCGGGAAAGACGGAGUGAAAGUAGAAAUCACCGAGAAGAAAGAGAAAGAGGAAAUCAAGAGCAAAGAUGUAGUUGUGCCUUACUUCAUUCCCUGCACACAUCCAACCUUUAUGAACUUCUCACAUCCAGAUUUCUUCAAUCACAAAUACCCUCCCUUUCACUAUGUCGACUACUCACAUCUGGACAUAAAAAGCUACCAAUAUCCUCCAUUCGUACACUGCUCACAUCCACCUGAGUGUUUUAGUGAAGAGAAUCCAUACGCUUGUUCUGUGAUGUAGAAGGAAUUAAGUAAAUGGAUACUGUGAGGAAUUAAUGACAUUUGUAGUACCUGAUAAGGAUAUUUUCUAGUUCAUAUUCUAUUAUCUGUUUCAUGCAUGUUUAUCACUGUAUAAUUGUUGUUGAUAUAUAGAUGGUCGGUUUGUUA
Molecule: messenger RNA, 1255 nt
Organism: Ananas comosus (pineapple)
Lineage: Eukaryota; Viridiplantae; Streptophyta; Magnoliopsida; Poales; Bromeliaceae
Product: heavy metal-associated isoprenylated plant protein 4-like
Exons: 4
Coding region: 249-1109 (286 amino acids)
Molecular function (GO): metal ion binding
Source: RefSeq, a predicted model, not a curated record